Molecule: messenger RNA, 654 nt
Organism: Suillus fuscotomentosus
Lineage: Eukaryota; Fungi; Basidiomycota; Agaricomycetes; Boletales; Suillaceae
Exons: 3
Coding region: 1-654 (217 amino acids)
Source: RefSeq, a predicted model, not a curated record
AUGCUACCACCAGCCAUCCAGGAUUUUCUGGACUUAUCAUUAGAUCCAGACUUCGAUGGUGAUCCAGACCUUGACGGUUAUCAGGCUGAUACCAGCUGUAUCAAUACAAAUGAUUCCAUUCAUUCCACUCGAUCUAGUACCCCCUUCAUGACUUUGUCUGACGAUCUACUCUCCAAUCCUGCGUGUUGGCCUACCUCCCAUGCUCUCAGGAUUCGGGCACGACUACUGUCACUAAUGGAAUUACCACAUGUACCUACAACCAAACCUCCGCAAAAUGAUCCGAGCAGCAUCACAGAGCCUGAAAGUGAUGUUGAAGAACCACUGAUCAAGCUUAUUCCCCCGAAAGAUGAUCUGAGCAGCGUCACAGAGCCUGAAAGUGGCGUCGAAGAACCACUGAUCAAGCUUCUUCCCCCAAAAGAUGAUCCGAGCAGUGUCACAGAGCCCGAAAGUGAUGUCGAAGAACCAUCAAUCAGCGCAACCAUCACCCCCAAGAAGAAAAGCUUCUUUGACACACUGAGCCCCCCAGGACUGGACUCAUUAUAUUGGAAGUAUGUAAGCCGAGAAGAGGAUGCAAAGUGGAACGAUCAUGCGCAUACCGAUGAAAGUUUUGAUGCAGUACAUCAAAUCAAGAAAGAGCUCGCAGACCUUAGUUAA